Molecule: messenger RNA, 741 nt
Organism: Endocarpon pusillum Z07020
Lineage: Eukaryota; Fungi; Ascomycota; Eurotiomycetes; Verrucariales; Verrucariaceae
Exons: 3
Coding region: 1-741 (246 amino acids)
Biological process (GO): regulation of DNA-templated transcription
Cellular component (GO): nucleus
Molecular function (GO): DNA-binding transcription factor activity, RNA polymerase II-specific; transcription cis-regulatory region binding; zinc ion binding
Source: RefSeq, a predicted model, not a curated record
AUGUGCGACUCCGGACCCCUCACCCGCCCCACAGGAUUGGGAAUCUCCCCUACACUCGACCCCACUCCUGCUUGCGACAUCGGACCUUCAAUCAACCUUCCCACAGUAGCUGGCGCAGGGAGUGGUGCAGGAGGUGGUGGAAGUGGCCAUACCUCACGUCCCAGCGUCAAUUCACGACCACCAACCACCGAGUCCAGAAAGCGCAAUUCCUUGAUUGCCGGCCUCGACAACUCACCUGGCAGUGUCGAUUCGGCUGAAUUCGAUGGGACAGAGAGUGGCCAACAGCAGGAGGAGGAGAGGAGACACCCGAUAAAGAGAGCUUGUAAUGAGUGUCGUCAGCAGAAACUUCGAUGCGACGUCGUUCAAGAUCCUUUCACCAUCUGCUCAAGAUGUCGCAGACUCAAUCUCUCAUGCAAGGUGCAAGAAAAUUUCAAGCGAGUUGGCAAGCGAUCUCGCAAUGCAGAAAUGGAAAGGGAGAUCGUCAAGCUGAGGAAGCAAUUAGCCGAGCAAAGUACUCCUACCACGAUCAAUGGAUUGACAACUCCGAACGCGACUCAAGCAGCCACAUAUGCGUCUGAAGAUCAAUAUGGGGCGAACGAGGCCGCCGUCGAAGGGCUCAUGGUUCUGAGCGGAGGGUUGAACACCUUGAAGAGGAUCGAAGAUGUUCUGGUACCGCAGGAUUGCGUAGCCGAACUAUUCAACACGCAAGUGUUUCACCGUGUCGUUGAUGUGGAUUCGUAG